AUGUCGAUGGAUCUCGAUGCCCCCGUUUAUGUGGGCCAACAGGAGCAGACUGCAGCAACCAUUCUCUGCUGCAACUGUGGUGCUCCCAUCGAUGGAACUACCUCCGCCGGAGCUUUGUGUACGGAUUGUAUCAGACUUACUGUCGAUGUCUCCCAAGGUGUGCAACGAGACGCAGUCCUCCACUGCUGUAGGGAUUGUGAGCGCUGGCUCCAGCCCCCCACCAGCUGGGUCGUCGCAGCCCCCGAAUCAAAGGAACUCCUCGCCAUCUGUCUAAAACGGCUCCGUGGUCUGAACAAAGUCCGAAUCAUCGACGCGAGCUUCAUCUGGACUGAGCCUCACUCAAAGCGAAUUCGUCUCAAGUUGCAGAUUCAGUCCGAGGCCUUCCAGGGUACUAUUAUUCAGCAGAGCUUCGAAAUUGUUUAUGUUGUGGCCAACCAGCAAUGUUCUGAUUGCCAGAAAUCGUUCACGGCAAACACCUGGCGUGCCUCUGUCCAGGUUCGCCAGAAGGUUCCCCACAAGCGUACUUUCUUGUACCUGGAACAGUUAAUCCUCAAGCACGGUGCUCACAAGGACACUGUCAACAUCAAGGAAGCCAAGGAUGGUCUUGAUUUCUACUUCAGUCAGCGCAACCAUGCUCAAAAGAUGCUGGACUUCCUCAGCAGUGUCGUGCCAUGCAAGAUCAAAAAGUCCGAAGAAUUGAUUUCUAUGGAUAUCCACACAAGCACCAAGUCAAUGAAGUUCAACUUCUCCUGCGAGAUUAUCCCCAUCUGCAAGGACGAUCUUGUUGCUCUACCGAUUAAGCUGGCGCGCUCAUUAUCUGAUAUCAGCCCGCUAACUAUUUGCCACCGCGUUGGUACUACUGUUAACCUUAUGGACCCCUGCACUCUCCGGACAACCGAUGUUCCCACUGGCACCUACUGGCGCCAGCCAUUUUCGACCCUCGCCGAUAUCACUGAGCUCAAGGAAUUCAUCGUCUUGGAUAUUGAGUCUACUGGCAUCUCUAACGGCCGUUACCUCUUAUCCGAGGCCACCGUUGCCCGUGCUGCUGACCUCGGAUCUAACGACACUACUUAUUUCACACGGACUCAUUUGGGUGGUAUUCUUCACGUUGGUGAUUCCGUUCUCGGCUACCACUUGACCGGAACCCAGUUCAACAACCCCCACUUCGAUGACAUUGAGAACAGCCACCAGUACGGCUCAACAAUCCCAGAUGUGGUCCUCAUCAAGAAGCACUACGUCCGCAGCAAGAAGUCCAAGCGCAGCUGGCGCUUGAAGCGCAUGGCUCGCGAGCACGAGGAGGAAGCUACCAACCCCAACGCCAAUGUCCCCACAAACAAGCGCCAGGAGCAGGAGCUCGCCCGUAUGGAAGCAGAUUACGAGAUGUUCUUGCGUGAUGUUGAAGAGGAUCAGGAGCUGCGUCAAACUCUCGACUUGUAUAAGGUCCGCCAACAGCAGGCCAUGGAAGACGAGAUGGACGAGGAUGACGAUGAAGAUAUGGACGGAGAGGGUCACGCCGUGCCCAAGAUCAACAUGGAGGAGCUGCUUGAUGACUUUGACGAGUUGAACAUGGAUGACAAUGAAUGA
Messenger RNA from Penicillium bovifimosum, 1584 nucleotides. Its product is annotated as ribosome-binding protein NMD3. Gene Ontology annotation, cellular component: cytoplasm; nucleus. The record is from RefSeq and is a predicted model, not a curated record. The coding region runs from base 1 to 1584 and encodes 527 amino acids. Gene Ontology annotation, biological process: ribosomal large subunit export from nucleus. The transcript has 3 exons. Lineage: Eukaryota; Fungi; Ascomycota; Eurotiomycetes; Eurotiales; Aspergillaceae. Gene Ontology annotation, molecular function: ribosomal large subunit binding.